AGAAAAAUUACAGUGCUUAAUUUUAACCGGUUACGGUGCCGUGAAAAUUUGAAGGCUUAAGUUGAGCGACAUCGGAGAAAAACCCUAAACCCCUUCCUCGUCCACUUCGUCUGCUGCGGCCGUCCGUUCCUCUGCCUUGGCUGCCUCAUCCGACAAUGGCUUCAGAGAAGAAGCUCUCGAACCCCAUGCGAGAUAUUAAAGUCCAGAAGCUGGUUCUUAACAUCUCCGUCGGUGAAAGCGGCGAUCGUCUCACCAGAGCCGCCAAGGUGCUCGAACAACUCAGUGGCCAAUCCCCCGUCUUCUCUAAAGCCCGUUACACCGUUCGGUCUUUUGGGAUCAGGCGUAACGAGAAGAUCGCCUGCUAUGUCACUGUGAGGGGCGAAAAGGCAAUGCAACUUCUUGAAAGUGGUUUAAAAGUUAAGGAAUACGAACUCUUGCGCAGGAACUUCAGUGAUACAGGCUGCUUUGGUUUUGGUAUUCAGGAGCAUAUUGAUCUUGGAAUCAAGUAUGACCCUUCGACUGGUAUAUAUGGUAUGGACUUCUAUGUUGUUCUAGAACGUCCAGGCUAUCGUGUUGGUCGUCGACGUCGAUGCAAGUCAAGUGUUGGAAUUCAACAUAGAGUCACCAAAGAGGAUGCUAUGAAGUGGUUUCAAGUUAAGUAUGAAGGUGUCAUCCUUAAUAAGUCCCAGAACAUUACAGGCUAGAUCAAUCCCUCAAUUUUGGUGGCUUCUACAGGUUUUUGUAGUCUUCUUAUUUUUGUAUCAGAACUUUAUUUCAAGGUUUGAAGACAUUCAUUAAUUCUUCCUGUAUUUGAACUUCAGACGAAAAAAAUGGUUUCCUCCUAAUGAGAAAUUUUGUUAUUUUAUGACUCAAA
Molecule: messenger RNA, 874 nt
Organism: Benincasa hispida (wax gourd)
Lineage: Eukaryota; Viridiplantae; Streptophyta; Magnoliopsida; Cucurbitales; Cucurbitaceae
Product: large ribosomal subunit protein uL5z
Biological process (GO): translation
Cellular component (GO): ribosome
Molecular function (GO): structural constituent of ribosome
Source: RefSeq, a predicted model, not a curated record